AACCAAUAACAUGUAAAAUUGUGAUUUUUCAAGUCAACUAACUUGACUAGUCAAGCUUUACUAGUUCAUAAUGAUUAUAUCCAAUCAAACGGAAGCCAUUGUAACCUUUUCGAUUGCCUUGUUGAUUGGAAUUAUUGGAUCCAUCGGUAACUUUCUGGUCAUUUUGUGUUUGACCAAGUAUUCGGCAAGUUUGAUUAAACAACCAACAACUAAACUGGUGAUCAAUUUAAGUACUUCGGAUCUUAUAUUUUGCCUUUUCAAUGUACCAUUAACAGCGACUCCAUUUCUUACUCGUAAUUGGCCUUUCGGUCAAUUGAUUUGCCAUUUAUAUCCAUACUUUUACUAUGGAAAUAUUGCAGUUUCUCUUUUAUCAAUUACUUUCAUUGCAAUCAACAGAUUGGUCAUUAUUAUUAUCAAUGCUCAGUCCAACAGUUUCUAUUCCAAUCGAAAUCUGUGCAUUAUGGUGAUAAUUACUUGGGUAUUACCAUUUGCUAUCCUUUGUCUACCUUUGACCCAUACUUGGGGAUACUUUGGAUAUCAAGCCAGCCUUUUAACCUGCACAAUCAUGGGGAGUGAAGCAUUGAAAGAUUUCCUUUUUUUGAUUAGCUUUGUAAUACCAUGUUUAACAAUCAUCAUCUGCUAUGGGAUCAUUUGGUUUAAGGUUCGUUCUCAUACUCGAAACUUAGCUGACAAGGGAAUCAAUCGUAGCCAGAGAGAAAUGAGAUUAACUAAAUUAAUGUUCACCAUUUUCGCGGUUUUCGUCAUUUGCUAUGCACCUUCAGUUAUAUUGCAAAUAACAUCAGCUCCAGUAAGGCAUCCUUACGUUUACAUUUUAUCUUUAUGGCUGGUUUUAUUCAGUGCGUCGGUGAACCCAUUGAUUUACUUCAUCAUGAACCCCCAAUAUCGUAAUGCUUUCCAUCGACUGAUAUCAAAAUCGGUAGAACCAACAGGAAUGACCUCAGAACACUCGACCAAUUCGCAGAGGAAAUGAUGGAAAUUUGGUAUUGAUGAUUCCACAUCUGCGAUUACAUUGUACAAUCAUGGUUUACUUUCAUUCUUGUUUGAUGGACCUAACUUCAUGUCUUAUUAUCAAAUUAUGCUUUCACAUUCCCAUGAUUUGAGGCGGCAGCUACACGAAUGAUUGAUAAAUAUUAAUCUGAUCAAAUUAUAA
This is a messenger RNA of Tetranychus urticae (two-spotted spider mite), 1171 nucleotides long. RefSeq names its product protein trapped in endoderm-1-like. Gene Ontology annotation, molecular function: G protein-coupled receptor activity. Gene Ontology annotation, biological process: G protein-coupled receptor signaling pathway. Gene Ontology annotation, cellular component: membrane. NCBI's taxonomy places the organism in Eukaryota, Metazoa, Arthropoda, Arachnida, Trombidiformes, Tetranychidae. The record is from RefSeq and is a predicted model, not a curated record.